Molecule: messenger RNA, 2416 nt
Organism: Peromyscus californicus insignis
Lineage: Eukaryota; Metazoa; Chordata; Mammalia; Rodentia; Cricetidae
Gene: Spata2l
Product: spermatogenesis associated 2 like
Exons: 3
Coding region: 130-1410 (426 amino acids)
Cellular component (GO): cytoplasm
Source: RefSeq, a predicted model, not a curated record
GGCACCCGAUUCCAGCCUCGCCCCCCGACGUCACGUCCAAGGCCAAGGGGCGGGCUUGACUCUCUGCGGAAGCGAGAGGCUAGACCCAGGCCCAAGCGCAGCUCUCUGGGACCGCUGGGGACUAGCAGGAUGGGCAGCAGCUCGCUGUCAGAGGACUAUCGCCUGUGCCUGGAGCGCGAGCUGCGGCGGGGCCGCGCGGGCGUCUGCGGCGACCCCUCGCUGCGCGCGGUGCUCUGGCAGAUUCUGGUGGAGGACUUUGACCUGCACGGGGCGCUACAGGACGACGCGCUGGCGCUGUUCACUGACGGCCUGUGGGGCCGUGCUGACCUGGCGCCUGCCCUACACGAUCUAGCCCGCGCCUUCGAACUCCUGGAGCUGGCCGCUGUGCACCUGUACCUGCUGCCCUGGAGAAAGGAGUUCACCACCAUCAAGACCUUCUCAGGGGGCUAUGUGCAUGUGCUGAAGGGCGUACUCUCUGAGGAGCUCCUGACUCGAAGCUUCCAGAAGAUGGGCUACGUGCGCAGGGACAACCACCGCCUAAUGGUGACCACCCCACCCCCUGCCUGCCAACUGGUUCAGGUGGCCCUAGGCUGCUUUGCUCUUCGGCUGGAGUGUGAGAUCCUAAGCGAGGUGCUGACCCAGCUGGGCACAAGUGUGCUACCAGCUGAGGAGCUGCUCCGAGCACGACGGGCUAGUGGGGAUGUUGCCUCCUGUGUGGCCUGGCUGCAGCAGAGACUGGCCCAGGAUGAGGAGCCACCACCCCUGCCCCCCCGGGGCACAUCUGCUGCUUAUGGGGCCCCCGUGGACCUGUAUCAGGACCUGCAGGAGGAUGAGAGCUCAGAGGCCAGUCUGUAUGGUGAGCCCUCUCCAGGGCUGGACUCACCCCCUGUGGAACUGGCAUAUAGGCCACCACUCUGGGAGCAGAGUGCCAAACUCUGGGGCUCUGGGGGCCAGCCCUGGGAACCCCCAGCUGAUGACCUACAUCGGGCCAGCAGCCCACCAUAUGGGGCUCUGGAAGAGGAGCUGGAGCCAGAACCCUCUGCUUUCUCCUUCCUCUCUCUGCGCCGUGAGCUGAGUCGGUCAGGGGACUUAGCUACCCCUGAAGCCCCUGGAAGCUCUGGGCAGGCCAGCCCCCGUCACAGGCAGGCAGAAGGAACACCAGCCUCAGGCUAUGGGCCUGUUGUUGAGCCUCUGGGCUACCAGGCACACAGCUGCUUGAGCCCUGGUAACCUGCCCACCCUCUGCUGUGACACCUGCCACCAGUUACACGCUACCCACUGCACUGCCCUAUCAGCCUGCCGCCCAAGUCAUUCAUUGCGCAUACUUCUUGGUGACAACCAGAGACGCCUGUGGCUGCAACGAGCACAGGUGGAUACCCUAAUCUAUGACAGUCCUGGAGCCCAUCCCUAGGCCCAGCUGGACCCCCAAGACAAGAGUCUGGGGAGAUGGUUUCCAUGGUGCUUCUUUUGGGAAAGGGCCUAGGCCACUGGCUGCCCUGGCCCUCCUAUUCCCCGGGGGAGUCCAGUACCUACAGUUGGAAGAGGGUAGAGCCUUCAUGGAGUGCUCUUGCCUGGGGCCUCUGGCCCUCCUCACUGACAUGCCCAUGUCUCAGUCCUGUCUAGAGCAGGCCCUGUGAUGAAUUAACAAGAUCCUUCCCUCAUGUCCCUAUCUUUAUGCCCAGAUGUGUUGGGUAAAGAAGUCCAGGUUGUCCAUGUUACAGUACCCAAACUCACUCCAGGAAGGACCCCACUCUGUGAACUAUCUGAACCUCCCUACCCGCUCCCUGCAGUCUAUGGUUCAGGAUAUGUCCCUCUCUCCGUGUGCUGAGAAAUCUUCACCCAGGGGCUUGCUCAACGGCCUGCAGACACCUGGGUUAAAUUUGGACCAAGUGAGAGGGUCUGACAGGGCCCAGCUCACUUAACUGUGGAGCACCUUGCUAACCCCCGCUGUUUGUAAGGAACCCUGCCAAAAACAGGCAGUGAGAGGAGCUGUCAUCCCCCAAAUCCAGAAGAAAUGGUUCUCAACAACCAGCUGCCUACCAGCCAAAGAGGGGGUGAGCAUAUACAGGCCACCCCUUGGGCUACUGCCAAAAAGCAGCUCACUGCCCCAUGUAACUCCUUGAAGGCACACAGAUAACCAGGAAGAUCGAAGUUACACCCUCUUUUCCCUUGGGGUAGCCCAAGGCCCCUCACUGGGGUCCCUAAACCAGUAAUCCACAGGCUAGUGAUAAUGAAGGCCUGGGUUCUCAUCAACCACAUGGAGGCCCAGGUACAGCCAUUGCUGACCUGCAACACUUCCUCUCCAGGCACCCCCUCGGCCAUGCCUGUUCCUAUCCUCACUCCCAGCCCUUCAGAAGACACUGUCCAUGUUGCAUGGAUCAAAACCCCAGAGAACAUUAAAGGAUUGUGAAACUGUC